UGCUAAGGUUCCUGGUUGCCAGUAGGGCGUGCAUGUGCAGGUAUGGCCAAAUCGGUCACAAUCAAGGCAGCCGCGGAACGCGUGUGCACAAACGCAACUGCUACAAUCACAAACAUCCAUCUUGACAGCCCCAUUUCUCGCUCAAAUACCUUGCAAACAUGGCGACCCCGACCACUCCCGGCGUCUUCAUCAACGCUGAAGGCAAGAAGACCUUUGUUCCACUCGAGAACAACCCGGAAGUCUUCACCGACUUGAUCAAGAGAUUGGGUGUUUCUUCUGAUAUCGGGUUCUACGAUGUCUACAGCAUCGACGACCCAGGUCUGCUGAGCAUGGUGCCUAGACCCGUCCACGCACUGAUCUUCAUAUCCCCGGGCAAUGUCUAUUGGAGCGUCAGAAAGGUUCACGAUGGCUACGAUGGUCAAACGAGGACCCUCACGUAUGACGCUUCUGGCGAAGACGAGCCCGUGAUGUGGUUCAGGCAGACCAUUGGCAACGCGUGCGGGCUGUAUUCCCUCAUUCACGCUGUCGGCAAUGGCUCGUCCAAGGGUUUCAUCACGAAAGACUCGCUCAUUGACAGGCUGCUGAAGGAGGCAGUCCCUCUCAAGCGUGUCGAUCGUGCCAACGUACUCUACAACUCCAGAGAGCUUGAGGAGGCGCACAUGGCUUCAGCUGUCCAAGGAGAUUCGAGAGCUCCCCUCGCUGCAGAGCCUCUUGGCCACCAUUUCAUCACUUUCACCAAGGGAAAGGAUGGUCAUCUUUACGAGCUCGAGGGUGGCUGGAAUCCGAUCGAUCGUGGUGAGCUCAAGGAGUCGGAGGAUAUGCUCAGCGAGCGAGCAAUCGAACUGGGCGUGAAGAAGUACGUGGAUCUGGCGGAGGGCAAUCUGGAGUUCUCGAUCGUGGCAUUGGCGACGCGCUCUGAGGGGGAGGACUAGAAGGCAGGAUAGUCUGCUGUGCUGAGCACAUAUCGCAUGAUUCUGACACGUUGAAUGGCGGAGUUGGUGUAAUUAUAUUGCAAGUGCAGAGGAA
Molecule: messenger RNA, 1026 nt
Organism: Cercospora beticola
Lineage: Eukaryota; Fungi; Ascomycota; Dothideomycetes; Mycosphaerellales; Mycosphaerellaceae
Product: ubiquitin carboxyl-terminal hydrolase
Biological process (GO): protein deubiquitination; ubiquitin-dependent protein catabolic process
Cellular component (GO): cytoplasm
Molecular function (GO): cysteine-type deubiquitinase activity
Source: RefSeq, a predicted model, not a curated record